GUAAAAAAAAAACAGAUUUUUCAAUUAUUGAUCCGAUUUUUCAUUUAUCAUCCAGUUUACUGAAAGUAUCAUAAUUAGCUUGAAAACCAAACAUUGGAUCACUCAUGAGAUUGAAAUAAAAAAUUUAAUGGUGAAUCUAGCCGGACGAUAGUUUAAUAAUGGAAAAAUGCUACACUAAUUUUGAGCUUGAAUGGGCAGAACAUGCGAACGUUUCUUGGUGUUUAAAGGACUGUGAUUCUAUUGCAAGUAGAGAUUCUGUUCAGUUUUUAUUUGAUAUAUUGGUCCAGAAUAAAGAAGUUCGAUUGAUUCCAAACAAUACCAACACAUGUAAUGAUUUUCAAACCCUUCCAUACUUUCAGUAUGAAAGCCCUUCGAUUUCCGAUUUAAAUAGCUAUAUAACAAGUUUGCUAAACUCCCAACUUGAACUCGCCAAAGAGACAUGUUCAUCAACAAGUUUUGCAACCACUCUCAAACAGAGAGUUUUGAUUUUAAAGAGGAUUUAUCAUGCAAUUACAAAAAAGUAUCAUAAUAAUGAAAAUACAGAAAUUCAAAAAGCUGAACCUGUUGUGGGAUUACUACCAAGAGAUGAUAAUUUCAUAGCUUCGAAUACCCUUUUAGAAAUUGGGCUGAAAACUGGCCUGAAGUUAGUUUUUUCUUUGCUGACCCAAAAUUGGCAAGUCUGUACUAGGUUGAAUAUACCUUCAAUAUCUGAGACAAUGCUACAAACUGCCUUUGAUUUAAUCAGAGCUUUACCACCUUUGUGCUUAUCUAAUGAUUCUCAGUUAACUCAAUUAGGAAUCUCCUCUAUAGAGCAGACUUGUGGAUUCCUCAAAGAUGCAGUGUUAAAAGAGUUAAAUGCAGAUAUCCAAUCCAAGAAGUUAUCCUGUGAACUUUUACUGGGAAUAGCCAUGCAAAGGGGUUCUCUACGAUAUUUACUAGACUGGAUUGAAAUGGCCCUAGAAGGAUCGGCCAAAGGAGGAGAAUUAAUUUCUAGUAGUUAUUUCAAAAAAGUUAUGUGGCAGUUGGAAACCGGUAAAACAAGAAUGAGAUUAGAAAAUAGUGAUGCUGAAAUGAACAUUUAUGAUACUGCCUUACUAUUAAUGGAGUUGGUAUCUUCUAUGGCUGUCGAUUUUGGUGGUAGCUGUCUAAUGGAAUCUUCAACAUCCGAUUUAGACUCGGGAGUUUUUCAAAAGGGCGAUGUCUAUGUUUGGGGUAGCAACUCUGCCAACCAAUUAGCAGAGCCAAGAAACCAAGAGAAAAUAUUCCAUCCUAUUUUAUCAAAAGUAUUCUCUCAAGUAAAACAGAUCGAAGCUGGUCAAUAUUGUACCUUUGUAAUACAUUGGGACGGCCAUGUAAGCGCCUGCGGUAAGGGUACUUACGGCAGAUUAGGCCUGGGAGAAUCGACAAAUCAAAGUUCUCCGAAGCGUAUCCUAUUAGAGAGCAACAUCAAAAAGCUGUCUAGUUCUAGAGGCAGCGAUGGUCACACUUUGGCUCUAACUGAAAACGGGGAAGUUUACAGUUGGGGCGAUGGGGAUUAUGGUAAAUUAGGACAUGGCAACUGUAUCACACACAAACAGCCAGAAAAAAUUACUGGGCCUUUUGUGGGAAAAAAGAUAAAAUAUGUUAAUGCAGGUUAUAGGCACAGUGCCGCCAUCACCGAGGACGGCAAACUGUACACCUGGGGAGAAGGAGACCAUGGUAGGUUAGGGCAUGGAGACGGUAACGGCAGGCAUACUCCAACACUUGUCAGCAGUUUGAACGAUGUAGGAUCUGUAGCUUGUGGGAGCUCCCACACCCUGGUCGUUUCUCAGGAUGGUAAGAAUGUGUGGUCCUUCGGAUCCGGCGAGCAUGGAAAGUUGGGACAUGGGGAGAUAGCGAAGGUGUUCAAGCCGAAACUGAUCGAGUCUUUGCAAGGAUUGACUGUACAGAAAGUCUGUGCCGGUACCAGUUUUUCGAUGGCGCUCACAUCUAGUGGCCGAGUGUACGCCUGGGGUAGUGGCCCCAUAUUAGGUAUCGGUUCGGCAGACGCCACAUAUCUUCAACCUAUUCUCAUAGAAGACCUCGCCCAUCACAGAGUCAUCGAUAUAUCAGCAGGGGAUACGCAUUGUUUAGCACUAACGGAAGAUUACGAGGUUUACGCUUGGGGUACCAAUAACGUUGGACAAUGCGGUCUGGGUCACAGCUCCACACCUAUCACCAGACCUACCAAAGUUGUUGGACUCGAUGAUGUUAAAAUAAGGCAGAUAAGUGCAGGUACAUCCCAUUCUAUUGCGUGGACUUCGAUACCCAGCGAGAGCCCCAUGGUGUUGAGACACAAAGUCUUCUGUCUGGAUCUUCACGAGAACACUUUCGCACUCUUCAAUAAGUUCCUGGAGAAGUAUACUGUUACUUUUAAGUACGAAACCCCGCCAGAACCUUUUAAGAAUGCUCAAGAUCAUUGCAGAUUCGUCUUGUUGUGUCUCAGGCUCUUAUGCAACCAUCUGAGCCUAUGUUUCAGCGGUAGUUUGGGUCAUAACGUUCUUCGUAAACACGCUAGAUCGCUGAGAACGAUUAUAUUCAGAUUGGUGGAUAUAGACUCUCCGCCAGAGGUACAUUCCGCGGUUUGCGAAUUGAUUAACGUCGGAGCCUGUCUGCUGCUGCCUCAGCUACACGAAAGAAUGGAAUUCCUCCACUCUUACUUGACCAGAAAGCAAGAACUGACGCAAGGGGAACAGAUGCUCUUGAACAUCAUCUUGAACAGCCUGGAGGAUCCGACGCAUAUCGCUUCUCUGCUCGGUUACAGCGGUAACCUCGACAAGACGACUUCGGCCGAUCCUAAACUGACCGGGGACCUGAUGAACAUCCUGCUGGUCACGUUCACCAGACACACGGAAAAGACCCUCUACAGCAUAACGGACCACCUGAGCAGCAACGAGGAAUCGAAAUGGCAGAACGUGGACGACGCACGCAUCAACCACCUCCGCAAGCUACUCUCCUCCCUUCAAAAUCACCUCCUCGCCCACUGCGCCAUCCCGCAAAACGACAACGUCCCCGCGCAAGACGACACCAUCCUGAGGGAUCACCUGGUGCAACUGUUUCCCCAGGCCAUCGAUAUACUCAAACUCAGCACCGCGGUGGUCGGCGAUUAUCGCUCCAGUCUGGAGCUCCUCUACAACGUAAUGCUGGAAUCGGCAGCCGGUUCCAUGCUGUUCAAGAUACUGAAUUCGCUGCUGCUGAUGCCGUCCCAGUUCGUCAGGGACAUACUGCCGUUCCUGGUCGAUCUGCUGGACCCGUUGGAGGAUUUCAACAAGCUGCUGCCGUUGGACAUCAGGGAUAACGAUCGGGAAUCGAGCAGAUCGGAAACGCCCACCUUCUCGGAACUGGCGGACCGCUCCUGGAUCUGGCUGGUGGAACUGCAAAAAACAUGUUCGCUGCUGAUCGGCCAGUGCCUGGGCGAGAUGCUGCUCGGUCACCCGCCCAACGACGAGGAACUGUACACGCGUUACUGGCUCUCCAACGAGCUGUUCUCCAACGGCAUCGAGAACAACACCCCCGACGUCAUCUGCCUGAUGCAGGCCUCCAUGGUGGUGUGCUCCAACAUGCUCAAGAACCCGAUCAAGGACAGCUGCUUCUCCAAGGACAACGUCAAGCUGUUCAAGCUGGCCUUCAACAUCCAGGACCAGUCGGACGGGGAGUGCGACGCGGGCGCCGACGCGGACGGCGAUUUCUACGGUACCAUGAUGGCGACCAACUGCGACGUGUGGGAGUUUGACAGCGAGGACGGGAAGUUGGUCGAGAGGGUGGUCCGGUGUUUCCUGAUAACGAUCCUCAAACAUACCGGGUACAUCAACAAAUCGCCGGAUCACGAGGCGGUGCAGGAACUUUACAAAUGCGCCCAUAGGCUGCGGAGGAAGCUGAUAAAUCUCAUGUGUUACACCCUGGAGAACGCGUCUAAGGGUACAGUCGGCGCGGCCCCCCAAGACCUAUUGGCCAAGCAGACCGAUUUCGCCGGACUGUUGAGCAAUUCCAACGAGGAGAAUAAGUUUUUGGAGUGCUGCGAGAUGGUCAUACAGCGGUGCUUGUAUCUGAUGGAGUUCGUCAAAGAGAUCGACGUCGAAACCUACGAAUCCAAAUACUCAGCCUCCGAGGUCGAGCUGGAGGACGAGAAAGCCUACGUGGACGCCUACGGCAACGAACAGACGACUAGAUUCGUCAGACUGAGGAAGAUUGGCAACGCUUGCCUGAAUUUCGUGUGUAACGAAUCAGCCGACAACGUUCCGUGCCUGAAGAAAGGCAGUCUGAAGAACGGGUGGUACACGGAACCGCUGAUCGUCAACUCGGCGUUAUUGAGUCAGAAACGGAGGGCCGAGAGUAGACUGGAGGCGCUGGAACAUCUUCUAGCCCUCCUCAAGAAAGAGAACAACGGGGUCUUCCUGUUGAAUUGCAUGCACGAACAGGUGCUGGCCGGUUGUUUCGGCUUCUUCAGCACCAAAUCCGCGCAGAACAACGCGCAUUUGAAACAUUACCUCGACAAUAUCGAGUCUUCCCCGUGCGAGUUGCAGGAUAAGAUCAGGAACGUGGUGCACAAGAUAAGGGAACUGCUGGCCGUGUCUCUGGGUAAACAGCUGGUGCUGAGCGCCGACAACAACCAGUUCCUGCUGAUAACGAUCUUUGCCCUGACCGCCGAGUACCACCCGAACGACCUGAGUUUGGCGAUAAACAGCAACGUGUUCUCCAUGCUGAUGUUCCUGAUGCAGAACGUGCCUCGCAGCAGCGGCAAAGCUUACGUCCUCAACGUCGCCGUCUCCCGUCUGGUCAACAUAUUGUCCAUCUCGUGUUGCGUCCACGCCAGGAGGAUCGACGUAGCCACCCUGGAGAACGUCGUCAACAAGUUCCACGAGCGGCUGACGUACCUCGCUCUCUUUUACAACGACUGCUACAGCGGGCCCCAGGUCAACUGCUACACGGUUUCCGAUAGACUUCUCGGCGAUUUCUUGUUGCUGCUGAGGACCAUAUCCUCCAGUCAGGUCAUCCAGAAACUGAUAGCGACUAAGAAGUGGAUAGUCGCGCUGUUGUCGGUCAUGGACACGCACGACGCCAACCUGAGCGUGUCGACGCAGUUGGCCUUGCUACGGCCGAAGAUGUUGGUGUUGCAGAUACUCCAGUGUAUUUUGCCGAAGUUGAAACCACCCCACAUAGAGGCGGACCUGAGGAAACACAUAGCGGACAGGUUGUUCGAGCAGUUGGGGAAGGCCGUUUGGUAUCUGCCCAACACCGUGGAGCUUUUACCCCAGUUCAAUUUCGGCGAGAACAAAGAUGGCGUUGAGAAAAUUCGCGACAUCGUGGAUAGGAUCUGUGAGGGUGACAUCCCCAUACACGACAUGGGUUUCGACCCAGAGAAAUGUCUGAACUGUAAGGUCGAGAGUAACUUGACUUUGGAACACGGCAUCGGGGGUAGAGGUUACGGCCUGGCCAACCAGGCCAUAAAGUCCGGUUGUUACCAGUGGAAAAUACUGAUAGUCAAGGAGAACAAGGGCAACGAAGGGACCUGCAUAGGCGUUUCCAAACACCCGGUUAAAGAUUUUAGCCAUCGCUCCACCAAAGAUAUGUGGCUGUACCGCGCCUAUAGCGGUAGUCUGUAUCAUAACGGGGAGAGGGAGAAUAUACCGAGUUUCCCGAAUUACACCCAGGGGGAUUACAUCACGGUCGUGCUGGACAUGGACGCGAAGACCUUGAGUUUCGGGAAGAACGGCGAAGAUCCGAGGGUGGCUUUUGAGGGUAUAGACGCAGCGGAACUCUACCCGUGCGUCAUGUUUUACAGCACCAAUCCUGGGGAAAAGGUGAAAAUCACCGAUAUGAAGGUUCACGGGUCGCAAAAGGAACUUUUACCAGGAGAGCCCAAUCUGGCGCCGCUGGGCGCCGUGCUGAGCGAAGCUUACAUCACUCUGAUAAGAAAACUGCACGAUUCAGACACCUGGACAUCUGAGGUUAACGAAACCAUCGUCGAGAGGCUUAAGAAGAUCGACAAGAUGUUCCCGAUGGUCCAGUCUCACAACGACGACCUGACUGAUCAUCUGGAUAAAUCGGAGACGUGUCAGGAGAAGAACGUCAUAGACGCCGACGAGUUGUGCUUGAACGUCUGGCCGGCGCUAGUGGUGAUUGGAGGCCUGGACCGCGGUUUGAAGAUGGGCGGAUACUGCAGGCACAGGGUCAUCGGUAAGAAGGGCGUCGUGUUGGGCAUACUGAAGAAGGGCAUCACCACCGUCAACGUGCAGUGGGAGGGCGAGGGAGGCAUCAGCGACGUCUCCAUUUCCAAUUUGGAAUACCUGGAGACGCAGCCGUUCAACACGGGCAAAUUUUCUGGAUUGACACCGAGCAUGCUCUUCCACAUAACGAGACUGUCAGGAAUAUCCGACGAGAUCCAGUUCCCCAGCCACAACCUCACCGAGGAGGAGGAGCUACUCCUGAAUCACGAAACGCCCAAAAGCAACAACAAACCGCAGAAGAAGGUAGCGGCGAGCAGUUCCGACUCUCUGCGAUCGUGUUCCGAUUCCCAGAUACCCCACCAGAGCAGCGUCGAAGACCAGAACGUCCCUCGGACCAUGGAGUCGUUGACCAACGACAUGGUGUCCAGGAUCAUGGGCGAGGUGACGCGCCUGAGCACCGAGAAGAUACUGGGCUCGCAGAGCGACUCCACCCUCAAGGAGAUGAACGAACAGGACGGCGGUAACGGCGGCAACAGCUUCCAGCUCAAACUGUUGGAGAAGAAGCUCUCGGAAAUGGAGGGGGUGUGCCUCAAGUUGGCUUCGCUGCAAUUCGCGGCCCUGAAGACGCUCGGCGUGCUACUCACCUCCAGCACCUAUUCCGAGACCUUCUUGAUCGAUCACGAGGAUAAGAUGGGCGGGAGCGACGAUAUGAAGCAUGUCAUCCAGUUCUUGGCGGAGAAGAGCGUGGAUAGGUGCAAGUUGAAGCAGAUCCUUACGCUGAGCGAGAUGGAGAGGGUGGAGAGUAUACUGCAUUUGAGCUACGUACAAAGUAGAUCGGUGGUUAACUGCGAGCAGACGCCGGUCGGUCUCGAAACCAGCGAUGUUUCCAACGAUUCGGAAACUUCAAACGCGGAUUCCUCCAUUCACGUGGAUGCUGGACCCGGAAGUUCCAGGAAUAGUUAUCCGCCUCUCUUCUCCAACUCUUCUUUUUCGCCUUAUGGGUUAGGAACUACGCAACAAGCAGACUCCGAGGGCAACCUGACGCAGAACAGAAGAGGAUGCGGGUUGCCGCCAGUCAUAAUUCAUCUCUUGGAGAUGGGCUUCACCGAGGAGCAGAUCUUCAGGGCCGUAUCUCAGACUAGGACUGGGGGCGAACUGAACGCUGCGCAGACCAUAAACACUCUGGCCUCUUGGAUGCUGGAACAUCCGGAGAGCAGCGAGGAUCUGACCUUGAACCCUUCCGUCUCGAGGAUGAUCGAUAGGAACGAUCUGAUCAGACAGCAGAGUCUGGAUAGCGACAGAGCCCUGUUCGAGAGCCUGACCACGAUACCGGCCAAUCCUAGGCGAAGGGCCCUGUCGGAGCUCAGGUACAUGCUGGCGGAAAGGUUCGGCAACAACUUGCAAGAGAGGAGGGAGAGGGCCGAACGGGAGAGAUUGCACGUUAGGGGUGAGGCGCACCCCUUGCUCAGGGUCGUGUUGGAAAGGGAACACGUCAGGGGAGAGGCGGAGCCGUUGUUUAGCGAUAACGAUUUGUUCGACGACAACGAGGAAGGCACCAUGCCCGUAGAUUUCAUCUUCAGCGCUGGGUAUACAAAUAUCAAUAAACCACUGGCGGUUUGUCCUUACUGUGGAACCUUGUCGCCGAAUUUACUAGAUCACAUGUUAGGUUACCAUGCUGGUUGCGGCGUUUCUGUCGGUAGAGGGCUCUGCGGUUCAACAUUAGGGGAUUAUUAUAUAUUAUGCAUGGCGUGUAAGAAGAAGUUCACCAAAAAGUAUAAGAGUAGGAGGAGAAACCUGAAGAUCAUAGCCCCGGAUAUAAUUUUCGACGAGAACGACACAACCGAAUCCAAUGUGAGAACCAUAGACGUCUCCAGUUACAAAGACCUGGAUAAGAUAAAGAACCUGUCCGGUUUUCAAACCAUAAAUCUAGAGGUGGAGAACAUAGCGAUGCUACCCCACGACCCCCUGGGCAGGGCCGCCGUUCCCCAAGUACCCCUCGAGAACACCUCGGAGGCGGACCAACUGAACCGUUACGUCACCAACCAGGCGAUGUUCCUGACGUCGUCCAUGGAUAGGAUCACGGCCCUGAAGUACAUGACGACCACCGUCCACAUAUUACUGUCCAGGACCAUAAUACUCAAUAUUUUAUCGCUCCUGUCCAUCAAUACGAAUUCGAUCACCCUGGUCACCUGUUUGGAAAACAUCGGUCUAUCCGACAUAAGGAAGUUCAUCCAGUUGAUGACCCUGGUCGCCAUGAAUAGAGUGGAGUUGACGCAUGUGCCGACCGUGGGGGAAAUACCCAGUUACCAGUUGCCGAAGGAUUUCUUCCAGCUGGUCAGUAACUUGCCUACAGCGUCUACAGCCUGUCUCAAUUACCUGAGCGUCAUCAUAGCGGCUCUGGCUCAAAACGAUGUAGAUUCCUCCAACUUGGUGGUGAAUUUGUGCACCAAGGAUCUGUUGGAAGCCGCCAGCGGGGUUAACAUACCCACGUUCUCUUUCCCGGUGACCCAAGCGUUGAUCAACAUCCUCUCCAGCCACGGCGGUUGUUCCCUGUUGGACAUACCGAAAGAUGAGUCUUCGUUGAACGCCAGUUUAGACUCCCCCACCGUCGGUCCCUUAACAUUGGUGAACGCCCUGUCCGCCUACAUAAUGUCCAGGAGGAUCGAUUCGACGUACAAGGAAUGGGCCGCGCAGAAACUCUUCAAGAGCCUCUCGACCAAGAUCCAGAUGAUGUCCGGGCCCAACCUGGAGCAGGUCAACUUCGCCGAUCUCUCCUGUUUCCUGCGCAUCAAGAACGUGACGCACACGGUGGAGGGCCACAACGACCGGAUAUGCUGCGUGGCCUGGCACGAGGGCAAGAGGGCGCUGGCCACGUCGGGAUACGACGGUACCAUCAGGUUCUGGCGCCUCGACCAGAGCCACCAGCUCGUCCUCACGUCUAUCGCGAUCUUCCGCAUAUCGAUGGACACGUUCAACAGGGACAUGGAGGGCAAGGCCAUCGAGAACCUGAGGUGGUCGCCGAGCGGCGAUCUGGUGGCGGCCAGCAUGGACAACGUGGUGAACGUGUUGCGUUACGAGGAGGUGGAGGGCAGGGCGAUGUACGUGGAAUGGGCGAUCGAGCGACAGACGAAGUUCGUGACGACGCUGGCUUGGCCCAAGUUCAAGGAUACGUUCAAGAGCGACGUAAACCAUCUGCUGGUGGGGAAGAUCGACGGGUCCGUCUGUAUGAUCACGAAUAAUAAGGGGAGCAAGAUCGUGGAACCGCUGAUGAACCUGUCCCUUUCCCACUCUGUCACCCAGAUCGAUUGGCACCACGAAGACGAGGCCUUCGCCAUAGGAUACAGGGACGGCACCCUGAAACUGGGCUGGACCGACCCGGACGCCAACAUAAUAACGCUGAAGGCGCACGACAAGGCCGUUUGCGGGGUGGAAUGGAACAGCACCGGCGAACUGCUGGCGACGCUGUCCACCGACUCCACCUGCAAAGUGUGGAUCUUCGAGGAUAAAGAGCUGAAGUUACUGCUCACCUUGAACCAGCCCUACGAACCCGUCUCCCUGAAAUGGUCUCCGCUGAUCGGAGAAGGCGAGACGCCGCACCUUCUGGCCGUCGGCACCGUGUACGGCACUGUGGCCGUAUGGACUUUCUCGACUUUGGAUAAAGAUAAAGAACCGCAGUUGGCGAUGCACUGUCAGGGUCACACGUAUAACGCCGUAACGACCCUCUCAUUCGACGGCACGGGGCUCUUGUUGGCCUCGGGUUGCUCUAAAGAACCCACCGGAGUCGUCAAUAUUUGGUCCAUGCAUAACGGUACUCUGGUACACAGCGCUCUUGGAAGCGGUGGCGUGAACCUGAAGGGACUGCAAUGGAUCGGGGAUAAACUGUUGAUGUCGUUCUCCAGAACGAAGUCCAUAUCGAUCACUGAUUUUUCCUACGAACAUCUGAAGACCAUCAGCGCCUUGAGCACCGCGAGAUGCGCGCUGAUGAAGAAGGGGAUAAGGAACUUUAAGAACGUAGAUUUUUUCAAGCAACUUGUGAUCUUAUUGCCUAGUAUAAUUCUAGACCAGUAUAAUAACAGAGAGAAGAUGCUGGUUCAGACGGGUUACCAACUUAUGCAUUCCGCCUAUUUGAAAUCCCUGUCUUCGUUGGCGAUACUGUUGGAGAUCGACAGCGUGUUGUGUUAUCCUUUGUUACCGUUCAAUAAUAAAAACGACAAGUUCGAGCCUCAGUACCACUGGUUGUACACGUUCAGUCUCGGCGCCAUGAUGGCCGACAGUCUGAUCAGAAGGACGGAGUUGCCGGCGCACAUCAUCAAGCAGGCGCAGGCGUUAGACGGCGACGUCAAGGCGUCGGCGGUACAGAACAUGUUCUGGACCAUCAAGCAGGACGAGCAGAUAAUGCAGUGGGUCGCGCAGCGGCCGCAGGACUGGCAGAUCGGCGGCAAAUGCGACGCUUACCUGUGGGGCUCCGACAGGCACGGGCAACUGGCCGAGGUGGGAUACAACGCGUCCGCGCCGGUACAGGUGGAAUCGUUCUCGUCCGCCAGGAAGAUCGUGUGCGGCCAGAACUGCACUUUCGUCAUACAGGGCAACGGCACGGUGUUGGCCUGCGGAGAAGGUAGUUACGGAAGAUUGGGCCAGGGCAACUCGGACGAUCUGCACAGUUUGACGGUGAUCUCUUGCCUUCAAGGGUUCGUGAUCACGGAUCUGGCCACCUCCGUCGGGUCGGACGGACACAGCCUGGCUCUGGCCGAGAGCGGCGAGGUGUUCUCGUGGGGAGACGGCGAUUUCGGCAAGUUGGGACACGGCAACAGCGACCGACAACGCAGACCGCGGCAGAUCGAGGCGCUCCAGAGGGAGGAGGUGGUCCAGGUGGCGUGCGGCUUCAAGCACAGCGGCGUGGUGACGGCCGACGGUAAACUGUUCAUGUUCGGCAACGGCGAUUACGGCAGGCUGGGCCUGGGUUCGACCUCCAACAAGAAGACGCCCGAACGGGUGACCGCCCUGGAGAAUCACAAGAUAGGCCAGGUGGCGUGCGGCCUCAACCACACGGCCUGCGUGUCCCAGGACGGCAUGACUGUCUGGACGUUCGGCGAGGGCGACUACGGCAAGCUGGGACUCGGCCACACCACCGCCAAGUCCCUGCCGCAGCGGGUGGAGACGAUGUGUAACGUGGGCGUGAAGAAGGUCGGGUGCGGCACCAAUCUCACCGUCUUCCUGACCAAGGACGGCAAGGUGUACGUGUGCGGUAUUGAUAGGGUGCCGUGGCAGGCGCAUUUCAGGGAAAGGUCGGACUUUAAACCGCACCAGUUGAUGUCGCUCAGCGAUUACGCGAUCGAGGACUUUGCGAUCGGCACGGAACACGUGCUGUACAUGAGCGCGUGCGGGAAAGUGUUCGGUUGGGGUAUGAACAGCGAGGGGCAGCUCGGCGUGCCCUACGGCUCGUUCGUGCGGGAACCGGAGCUGAUCAACGAGCUGAGCGACAGGGGGAUCAGGCAGAUAUCGACGGGACGUACGCACAGCGCGGCAUGGACGGCCGCGCCUUUACCGCAGAGGAAACCGGGCGUGACUAGGUCGUUGUCUUUCGGUACGCCGAACGAGAUACCGUCGCAGUACGAUCAUCUGGCCGAGGUGCCGAUACAGAACAUUCGGGCGCGGCUCAAGUUCCUCUAUAACUUCUCGGAUAAGCUGUAUUCCUGUUGGACCUUCAUGCCGUUGAGCGACCAGCAGGGCGAGAUGCAGGUGCCGCCCUUAGAAGGCCUAGUUUCGGCUAAACUGCGACCGUUGUUGGCGCCUAAAGUGUACACCCUCCCGUUCGUACGGUGCAUAGGAAAGACGAUGGUCCAAGGCAGGAAUUACGGUCCGUUGAUAGUGGUCAAGAGGAUAUCCAAUGAAAAUCGAAAAUGCAAGCCGAUCUUCGUGCAGAUCGCCAAGCAGAUAAUCAAGUUCCCCCCGCACGAGGUCAGGCUGCCGUCCAGGGCUUGGAAGGUCAAGCUCGUCGGCGAAGGGGCUGACGACGCGGGCGGCGUAUUCGACGACACCAUCACCGAGAUGUGUCAAGAGAUAACGACCGGCGUCGUGCCGCUCCUUAUCCCGACUCCGAAUUCGGUGAACGACGACGGCUUCCAGAGGGACAAAUACCUGCUGAACCCGCAGCUCAACUCCGCCCAGCACAUGACGUGGUUCAAGUUUUUAGGUAUUUUGUUUGGCGUCGCGAUCAGGACCAAAAAACCCCUGGCCAUUCCCCUGGCCCCGAUCAUAUGGAAAUUGUUGGUUGGCGAACCUGUGACCAUAGACGAUCUGGAGGAGGUCGAUUGCAUGUACGUGCAGAGUUUGAGGAGUAUCAGGGAUAUUCACAUGUCCGGCGUGAGCGCGGAAAAUUUCCACGAGGUGAUACCGUUGGAAAAUUUCGAGGGGACUAGUUGCACAGGGAAGACUGUCCCUAUUGUUUACGGGGGUAGAAAUAUCCCGUUGACGUUCGAGAACAGAAAUCAGUAUUUCGAGCAGGCCGUCAAGUUUAGGAUCCAGGAAUUCAACGCUCAAAUAGUGGCGAUCAGAGACGGCAUGGCUGGGGUGAUCCCAGUGCCUUUAUUAUCUCUUAUGACUGCCGAACAUUUAGAGAAAUUAGUUUGCGGAAUCUCCCAUAUAUCAAUUCCCUUAUUGAAAAAGAUAGUUAGAUAUCGUGAGGUGGAAGAAACCCACCAAUUGGUCCAAUGGUUGUGGAAUAUUUUGGAAGGAUUUUCGGAUAGCGAGAGGGUCCUUUUUAUGAGAUUUGUUUCAGGACGUUCUAGGUUGCCAGCGAAUUUGGCCGAUUUAUCGCAACGUUUCCAGAUUAUGAAAGUUGACAAAGCUGUCAACGGUUUACCUACCGCACAGACCUGCUUUUUUCAACUGAGACUGCCGCCUUACACUUCUCAGGAAAUAAUGGCUGAGAGACUUUUGUAUUCUAUCAAUAAUUGCAGAUCUAUCGAUAUGGAUAACUAUAUGCUUUUAAGGAAUGUUGAUAACGGGGUUGGAUCUGAUGAUGAAUAUUAAAAAUGCGAUCUGAGUGAUAGGAUAUUAAUUAUAAAAAAUUGUGAUUAUGAAAGAGGCAAUGUAUUUGUGUGAUUUUUUUUUAGAUAUUUUAUGACGUGAAGAUUGAAUGAUUUAAUGUUGAAUAAAAGUAUGCCAAUUUUUU
Coccinella septempunctata (seven-spotted ladybird) is the source of this 13359-nucleotide messenger RNA. Its product is annotated as probable E3 ubiquitin-protein ligase HERC1. The coding region runs from base 159 to 13217 and encodes 4352 amino acids. Lineage: Eukaryota; Metazoa; Arthropoda; Insecta; Coleoptera; Coccinellidae. The transcript is spliced from 24 exons. Gene Ontology annotation, molecular function: ubiquitin-protein transferase activity; protein binding. The record is from RefSeq and is a predicted model, not a curated record.